Messenger RNA from Neogale vison (American mink), 317 nucleotides. It is a transcript of the gene SLURP2, whose product is annotated as secreted LY6/PLAUR domain containing 2. Bases 12 to 299 code for a protein of 95 amino acids. Gene Ontology annotation, molecular function: acetylcholine receptor inhibitor activity. Lineage: Eukaryota; Metazoa; Chordata; Mammalia; Carnivora; Mustelidae. The record is from RefSeq and is a predicted model, not a curated record. The transcript has 3 exons.
CCCAGGAAACCAUGCGGCUGCUCCCUGGGCUCUUGCUGGCCGCUGCCUUGAGCCUGGAGCUGGCGCAAGGCUUGAACUGUCACCAGUGCAAGGGCUUUGGAGGGUGCACCCAUGCAUCCAGAUGCCCAUGGGGCUCCAACUACUGCGUCAGCAUCGCUACCCGAGUCCCCUUCAGCGUCGCUGACCUGCCUCUGGUGACCAAAUCGUGCUACAGUGGCUGCCCGGACAUCUCUACCCUUGGCCUUGGCCCCCACGUGUCCAUCGUCUGCUGCCAGUUCAGCCUCUGCAACACAGACUGACCGCCCCCCACCCUCAGC